CUGAUCCAAGAUGGCGCCUUAUUCAAGGCUUGAGAUUGAUCUUGUUCGACUUUUAGAUCGAUGUGAAUCAAUGGCUCAUGAACAGCAAAAUCAAAAACAGGGAUUAAAUUGGAGACUAGAAAAGUAUGUCUGUACUCUGCAGAAUCAAAUAAUUGAGCUGUCUAAAGCCGAGAGGAAACCAAAUCAAGAUACAAUGAAUGAUUAUACAAAGAGAAUAAACUUUCUAAAAGGAAUUAUUGAGACUGAAAAAAAGGGUUCUCUAACAGAAAAAGCUUUAGCAAGUCAGCAGUUACCAAGGCCUCUAAGCUCAAUAUCUGCUACGUCAAGAACAAACAAAUCUCCAGCAGAAAAGGCACAAGAGUUGCACAUUAAAACCAAGGCAAGAAUUGAGAAGGAAAUGAGAGAGGAACUGCUAGGUUCAAAAAAAGAUUCUCAAGGUCUAAGAAACAGGAGACCUGGAGAAGAAAGCACCAAAGAAGAUGAGGAAAGCAUCGAUUCUGUCUUGCAGUAUCAUCAAAAUAUGCAAGAAAAGAUUGCCGAGGACAUGGUCAGGAUGGCUCAGAGUUUGAAGCAUACAUCCAUGAUGGCUAGUAAUAUCAUCAAGAAAGAUCACAAGAAACUUGAAACAUCAACUCGAUUAGUAGACUCCAACUUUGUCAAGUUAAAGCAAGAAUCUGAUCGUAUAGAAGAGAUUACUAACAGACACUGUGCUUGUUGGAUGUGGAUUGCCCUGGCUAUGGUAGUAAUUGUAUUUAUAAUGACUAUAUUAUUUAUAAGAGUGUUUCCUAAAAGGCAAUAAUAAUUAUUUAUCCAUUCAGAUAACAGACACCUGGAUAUUGCGGACACCUCUUAUAUGUGACAGACAGACACUAUCAAGGGCACAUCUAUAAUACUGGCCAUUCGGUGUCCCUAUUAUAGAGGUUCCGAAGUGUAACUUUGUAGAGAGCCUUGUAGUGCCUCUCUUGAUCAUGAGAUCCAUUAGUGACUGAAUUGGUGGUAAUAAAUUAUAUUUUUUUAAGCGCUUCCAGGUACUUGUAUUUAACAUGCAGGGUGUUAKGACUUUGUUGUUGCUGCUGUUUAUUGUUUUCUGUUGUUGUUUUCUGUUCAUUUGCUGUUGUUCUUAUUGCUAGUGUCGUUGAUGUUGCUUUUCACUCUGUUGUUUGUUGUUGUUGUUGCUGUCGUCAUUUUUUUCUAGUGUAUUCCAUUAUCUCGAUGACCUAACAAUAAAUUAUACACAUCAAAUAUACAGAAUGAAUGAAAGAAAAGUAAUGCAAAAUGUCUCAAAGUCCUUAGAAUGCCAUAUGCAUAAAUAUACAAUAUUCAUAAGAAAAAUAGGCCCUUCUAGAGCAAUGCUUAGAUUCUAUUGGACCUGCAAGUCAUUUGCCUGUUAACGUCAUUUACUACAGUAACCAUAACCCCUUGCGCAUUAUCUUUUAUCAGUUAAUGAACGACUAUUUUUGUAUUAUUCUCAUGACGCAUUGAAAAUAAGAAAGAAAAUUAGCACAGCAUUUUGGUAGUGGUAGUAAAAUGACGCCAUCAUGCAAAUGGCUUUUUUGCAAGCUAUAUAYAUAGACCACUCGUAAAUAGAGGCUACAGUUCAUGCAUAUCAUACAAUUACCUGUUACCCUUAUAGAGGCUUUGCACCAUCACCUGCCGGUGCCCAUAAUACAGCGCUAGCUUGUACUGCCUGUAGUUAGAUGGCAGAACAAUAUAAUCCCUUUGCUCUCGGAAUUUGAAUUCUUGCUCAUGAAAAACGAUUGUAUUGUUCCUGCCAUCUAACAAGGCUGCCRUGACGUGAUGGUGAAAAGCCUCUAUUGCGUCUCAUUAAUACCACUAGCAUAUUUAUACCAGAAUCGUUUUCAUAGUUUCUUUUUUUGCCCAUAACUGAAUASCAUUAUCUUGCGACUCCUAUAACAAGGAGUUAAAACUAUUAAUCGUUUAUUAGAAAGCAAAUGAUUCUGUCAAAACUCCUUCGCAAGGCGAAGCAACAUUUAUGUUGAAUUUUUUGCUCCAUGCAGUUAACCAACUAAAUUUUUUUAUUACAGCGCUUUUCAAUAGACCUCCCCGGCUCUGACGUAAUGUUGUCCCAUUUCAGACCACGUGUCAUUCCCUAGAGCAUCAUUUCUCGGUUGCACAUGAGAAGACACAUGAAUAUGGAUACAACUCAAACAAAGAAUAUUAUUCUCAAGGGAAUGACACGUGGUGAAAUGAGGCAACAUUACGCGGAGCCGGGAAAUYGUUUUGGUGGACGCCAAUCAAAGCGUUGACCAGCACUGUUGGAAAACGCAAAGCUUUAUAAGGGCACGUGCCUGUGGAAUGUCUUGGARACGCAUUGAUUGACUUUCACCAAGACCUACUUCGUCACGAUGGCAAAUUGUACGAUUUCACGUGUCUGAUUGAGAAGCGCUGUAAUAUCGUACUAAWUGACACUAAUAUUUUGUCUUGUUCAUACAAUGCAAAGUAGAUUUCUAGAACGUUCUUUGAAAUUGCAUUAAGAAUGUCUUGAUAAAUACACCGUUCUCGUAAUGGCUGAAUAGGGCACGAAAACGAGGUCACCCAGUCAUUAGUUCACAAUACAAGAUAUAAAAAGACCGUUAAAUGAGUUUAUAAUAGAAAAGUAUAGAAAAUUAACUCUYGYUUUGACCUGUAUUCGCGCAAUCCACCUUUAUUCUGAAUGAGCAGCCUUGCUCAGCCUUAUAAUGUGUAUAAUGUUAAAAUUUCUGUCCUUCAACACAUUACCAUUGAAUUCGAAUUCRUGAAAAAUCAAGAAUAAUCGGGGACCUAGUUUAAAAAAUGCAGUUACAUUGAAUUUAAUGAAUCGCAUCGAGUUUCUAUAUUAYAAYWACAUUKCCUUGUUUUACCCKAUUUAGUAUCAAACCUGCUUAAUUYACURCGUUUCUCGUUGCAUGCAUUUGCCGUUAUACGAGUUUUCAUUUGAUUUACGCCUAGUUUUUUUCAACUUUGAUUCUAAAGUUGAACAAGCAAAAAGCACACGCAUGAAACCAUGCAAACUUAAUUAAAUGUACGAAAAUGUACAAUGGACUGAUAAUAGAAACACAUUUACUUGUCCAGAAAAACUUUCUGCCAUAACCUUCACAUGCGUUGUUUUUGUAAUUAUUUUAGUUAAUAACAAUAUAUAUUAAUAUUAACUAAACUGCGGGAUUUCUUUUCGGCCCGUUGCAAAGAUGGCGGUAGAACGUGUGCCACUUAUUGCAUCUGUCAUUUCUCAAAAGCUGUACUUUAAGUAAACAUUUYGUGUUUUU
Messenger RNA from Actinia tenebrosa (Australian red waratah sea anemone), 3263 nucleotides. Its product is annotated as vesicle transport protein USE1. Gene Ontology annotation, cellular component: SNARE complex; endoplasmic reticulum. Gene Ontology annotation, biological process: retrograde vesicle-mediated transport, Golgi to endoplasmic reticulum. Gene Ontology annotation, molecular function: SNAP receptor activity. The record is from RefSeq and is a predicted model, not a curated record. Lineage: Eukaryota; Metazoa; Cnidaria; Anthozoa; Actiniaria; Actiniidae.